Messenger RNA from Wallemia mellicola CBS 633.66, 2328 nucleotides. RefSeq names its product MAP kinase SakA (gene HOG1). Gene Ontology annotation, cellular component: cytoplasm; nucleus. The transcript is spliced from 10 exons. The coding region runs from base 1034 to 2149 and encodes 371 amino acids. The record is from RefSeq and is a predicted model, not a curated record. Gene Ontology annotation, molecular function: ATP binding; MAP kinase activity. Gene Ontology annotation, biological process: protein phosphorylation; osmosensory signaling pathway; stress-activated MAPK cascade. Lineage: Eukaryota; Fungi; Basidiomycota; Wallemiomycetes; Wallemiales; Wallemiaceae.
CACCUAAUUUAGCUGUUCAUAAUUUUACAAAUGCGUCUUCACUGUUGUGGCUCCUGUGUUGGCUGUUGAUUUGGUAAUCUCAAAAUUGCGUUCUGGAGUUCGUCCCUAUUAAUUAUUCUGAAACUCUCCUCCGUGGUAACCUGAGCGAGUUGUACGUUGUGCUCGUCUAGUCUCUCCUCCAUAACCUGCUUUAAUACGCUAAGCACCAAGACCUGGGCUUCUUCUAAGGUGAGGUUCUUGUGGUACUUGUCAAGAAGCUCGGUUUGGGCAGCCUCGCUACCAGAGCCGAUAGCCUUUGCGUCGUAGCGCAUGAAAGUACCUGAAGGAUCAGUGUGGUAUAAUUGUGGACCGCGUUCAUCGAUACCAGCGAGCAACAAACUAACACCGAAUGGACGUGACUAUACUAUGGUAAGUAAGGCUAAGAAAGCAACUAGAGACUCACCAUCAUAGCCUCCUCAUUUUCGUCUUCGUCUACACCCUCACCGAACCUGAGUGCCAAAUCACAUACGCUCUGAGCGCAGCUUUCAACUAAUAGUGGCUCAUCGUAGGAGAACCUGUGGUUCUGACCGACAACGCGUGCGUGAUCGACCAUAGUACGUGCGUCAGCAGUCAAACCAGACAUUGCGCAGCCUAAGUGAGAAUCUAUCGAUAGUAUCUUUUCUAUGGAAGUGGAGAGUAAGAGUGGGGAUUGGCUACGCUUCUCUACGCCGAGAACGACACCAUGUUUGGUUGCUAUACCGACAGCAGUUGAGCCGAGCUUGUAGGUAGUUAGAAAGCUAAAAAACGAGUGAGAGGGAACGAACUUUGAUUGCUUCGAUGGCGUAUUCAACUGUUAAUCGUUAGUGAGUGUAUAUGAGCAUACGUCAGCCUCACCUUGAUAGAGACGACCCUCUGGUGAGAAAGUAGAAACACCGCGGUCGUAUUCAGAGCGUGUAAGGAACUAGCAGGUCAACAAAGAUAUUUUCUCUCUAUUUCACUCACCAUUGAGCUGAAAGUUCUGGUUCACGAUUGACAAUCUUGAAUAAAAUAAUUUAUGGCGGAUUUCGUCAACACUAGCAUAUUUGGUACGCUCUUCCAAAUAACAAGCCGCUAUGAUAGUUUAGAACCUGUGGGAAUGGGCGCAUUUGGAUUGGUUUGCUCAGCGAGGGAUCAACUGACUAACAACUCAGUUGCUAUCAAGAAAAUUAUGAAGCCUUUCUCUACCCCCGUUCUUAGCAAGCGCACUUACAGGGAACUCAAGUUGUUGAAGCACAUCCGACAUGAGAACAUCAUUGGAUUGUCUGAUAUCUUUAUCAGUCCAUCAGAGGACAUCUACUUUGUUACUGAAUUACUAGGCACUGAUCUACACCGUCUCCUGACUGCGCGACCUCUCGAAAAGCAGUUCAUCCAGUAUUUCUUAUACCAGAUACUCAGAGGUCUGAAAUAUGUGCACUCAGCCGGAGUAGUACACCGUGACCUCAAACCGUCAAACAUCCUAGUUAAUGAGAAUUGCGAUUUAAAGAUUUGCGACUUCGGUCUUGCACGUAUUCAGGAUCCACAGAUGACUGGUUAUGUUUCGACCCGUUACUACCGUGCACCAGAGAUUAUGCUUACUUGGCAGAAGUACGAUGUCGCCGUCGAUAUUUGGUCCACUGGUUGCAUAUUCGCUGAAAUGCUUGAAGGGAAGCCGCUAUUCCCGGGCAAGGAUCACGUCAACCAAUUCUCCAUCAUCACUGAGUUACUUGGUACUCCACCUGAAGACGUCAUCCAGACUAUCUGCUCAGAAAAUACACUCAGAUUCGUUCAGAGUCUUCCAAAAAGGGCCAAGGUACCAUUUAGCGAGAAAUUCAAGACAACAGACCCAUUGGCGUUGGAUUUAGUAGAGAAAAUGUUAAGCUUUGAUCCAAGAUCGAGAAUAACAGCUUCACAAGCCUUAUCACAUCCUUAUUUGGCACCAUACCAUGAUCCAAAUGACGAACCCGUUGCUGCUGAACAAUUCGAUUGGAGUUUCAAUGACGCAGAUCUACCAAUCGACACAUGGAAAGUAAUGAUGUAUUCUGAGAUACUUGACUUCCACAAUAUCUCACAAGAUGGUGAUAUCCUUCAGCCAAACAGCGGGGAAGCAACCGAGAACUACGUUCAAGCUAAUGGUGCACCAUUCAACGUAUAAUAAACUACUAACGCAAAUUAGCAUUUUUUAUUGAAUCGCAUAACGCCUAAGCUAUUUUUGAACCCAAACAAUUCACUAGAGCUUGUUUUAUGAUCGACUAACAAUCCUAUAAUCACCCCCUUUAGCUUUACUUUGGGUUUUCUUAACGAUAUGAAAUAUAAAAAAUACAUGAAGAUUUU